Aedes albopictus (Asian tiger mosquito) is the source of this 4707-nucleotide messenger RNA. RefSeq lists its product as uncharacterized. The transcript has a single exon. Bases 95 to 3496 code for a protein of 1133 amino acids. Lineage: Eukaryota; Metazoa; Arthropoda; Insecta; Diptera; Culicidae. Gene Ontology annotation, molecular function: aspartic-type endopeptidase activity; nucleic acid binding. Gene Ontology annotation, biological process: proteolysis; DNA integration. The record is from RefSeq and is a predicted model, not a curated record.
GCCUUUCAGCGAGCAACGUUCAAGUCAGCAGCAUCAACGGCAGCAGCAACCACGGAAGAGUGGUCCGGCAUCGCCUUGCUGGAAUUGUGGCGCGAUGCACUAUGCACGAGACUGCACUUUCGCCAACCAUAAGUGUUCGUCCUGUCAACAGUUGGGACAUAAGGAAGGCUAUUGUUCCAGCGCCAGGAGAUCAGCCAAGGGUAGGAGAUCCAACGAUAAGCAGUUCUCCACCAAAACCGUCGUGUCCGUCAACAGCGUUCAAGGCAAGCGCCGUUUCGUUUGGGUAAAACUCAACAACAUCCCGGUGCGACUUCAGUUGGACACAGCAUCCGACAUCACCAUCGUGUCAAAGGAGGUGUGGGAGCGAAUUGGUAAGCCAGUAGCAGUCCCCACUUUGCAAAACGCCAAAACUGCAUCCGGGGAGGACCUCCGCCUCGAAUUUGAGUUCCUCUGCGAAGUUUCCCUCAACGAAUCCGUGAGUACUGGUCACAUUUACGUUUCUAAUAAUCCGUUGAAUCUUUUGGGGAUCGAUUUCAUCGACAAACUGGACCUCUGGUCGUUACCGAUGGACAAGUUUUGUAAUCUCGUCAACGGUGAUGUGCCAGUCGACGCCGGUUCACUGCAGAAGGUCUAUCCUGAACUCUUCAGCCCGACCCUGGGACUCUGCACAAAAACCAAAGUGAGUUUGGCACUGAAGGAGGCAUGCAAACCUGUUUUUCGGCCUAAGCGGCCGGUGUCAUACGCCAUGCUACCCACUGUCGACGCGGAGCUUGAUCGAUUGGAAGGUCUGGGCAUAAUAACACCAGUGGAUUUUUCGGAGUGGGCGGCUCCGAUCGUCGUUGUUAGGAAGUCGAACGGGAGCAUCCGGAUAUGUGGCGAUUACUCCACGGGGUUGAACGACCGCCUACUCCCCCACCAGUACCCUCUACCCUUGCCGCAGGACAUUUUCUCGAAGUUGACUGGCUGCACCGUUUUCAGUCAGAUAGACUUGUCCGACGCUUUCCUUCAAAUGGAAGUCGACGAAAGCAGCCGGAAACUACUCACCGUCAAUACUCACCGGGGCUUGUACCAAUACAACAGGCUUCCUCCGGGAGUCAAAGCAGCUCCUGGAGCUUUCCAACAAUUGAUGGACGUUAUGCUGGCCGGACUUCCUUUCACGUCGGGAUACCUCGAUGAUGUCAUCGUCGGAGGCAGAACCGUUGAGGAGCAUCGACGAAAUUUGCAUGCAGUUCUCCAACGGAUCCAGGAAUUCGGCUUCACGAUCCGUCCAGAAAAGUGCUCUUUUGGGCAAGAACAACUCGGAUAUUUGGGCCUUUUGCUCGAUAAAGAUGGUCUGCGCCCAGAUCCGAACAAAAUUAAGGCAAUCCAGGAUAUGCCACCGCCACGCGACCUUACGGGUGUCCGCUCCUUCUUGGGCGCCGUUAGUUAUUACGGGAAAUUCGUCCCGAAUAUGCGUUCACUGAGAUACCCGCUGGAUGAACUUCUCAAGUCUUCUUCUACCUUUAGGUGGACUGCUCAAUGCCAGAAAGCUUUUGACGACUUCAAGGCGAUUCUCUCGUCGGACCUUUUGUUGGCACACUACGAUCCCCGUCAAGAAAUAGUGGUGUCAGCUGAUGCGUCGUCGAUUGGCAUUGGGGCUACCAUCAGUCACAAGUACCCUGAUGGCAAAAUGAAGGUUAUCCAGCAUGCGUCACGGGCAUUGACGACCACCGAAGAGAAGUACUCGCAACCAGACCGUGAAGGAUUGGCGAUUGUGUUUGCCGUGACCAAAUUUCACAAGUACAUCUUCGGCAGACACUUUCGACUACAAACGGAUCAUGCUCCACUCUUGCGCAUCUUCGGGUCCAAGAAGGGUAUACCAGUGUAUACAGCUAAUCGCCUUCAACGCUGGGCCCUUACCUUGCUCUCCUACGACUUUUCGAUGGAAUAUGUCUCAACCGAUAAAUUCGGAAAUGCAGAUGUGCUGUCGCGCCUGAUUGAUCAGCAUAUCAAACCCGACGAAGAUUUUGUGGUAGCCUGUACAACACUCGAAGAAGACCUGAAAUCCGUAGCCACCAGUACAGUCAGCCAACUGCCACUAAGUUUCCGAAUGGUGGAGCAAGCUACUCGAUCCGAUCCAGUCCUUCGGAAGGUGUACCGUUUCGUCAAACACGGAUGGCCGAAGAAACGUUCGGAUGUGAAGAACAAGGAGUUACUGCGCUACUACGAUCGCCAAGAAGCACUGUCCAUCGUCGAAGGAAUCAUCAUGUUCAGCGACAGGUUGGUUAUCCCGGCCCUCUACAGGAAGCGGUGUCUGGUCCAAAUGCACAAAGGGCAUCCAGGGAUUCAACGAAUGAAGGCUGUGGCGCGCAGUUUUGUCUACUGGCCUUGUCUCGACGAGGACAUCAUCGACCACGUACGAGCUUGCCACGGCUGUGCCUCUGCAGCAAGAUCUCCGCCAAAAGUUACACCAGAACCGUGGCCCAAACCAACGGUUCCAUGGCAGAGAAUACAUGUCGACUACGCUGGCCCACUGGAGGGCGAGUUCUAUCUGGUGACCGUGGAUGCAUACAGCAAGUGGCCGGAGAUUUUCCCAACCAAGUCCAUCACUUCGAAAGCUACAAUCAACCUCCUUCGAAGCCUAUUUGCCAACAAGGGAAUGCCUCAAGUCCUAGUGUCAGAUAAUGGCACGCAGUUCACUAGCGCCGAGUUCAAGCAGUUCUGCAGCGAAAACGGAGUGGAGCACGUAACAACAGCACCAUUCCACCCGCAAUCCAACGGCCAAGCCGAAAGGUUUGUAGACACGUUUAAGCGGGCGGUCAAAAAAGUCCAAGACGGAGAAGGUUCCAUCAAAACGGCAUUGGAUACAUUCCUGCUAGCGUACAGAACUACUCCAAACCCAAACACACCAGAUGGAAGAUCGCCUGCAGAGCUGAUGUACAAUCGUCGGCUUAGAACAUCGUUGGAACUUCUGCGUGCGCCACGGAACCAAGCAACAUCUACGGAUGUGGACGCAGAUCACCAAUCAAGAUCGUUCGUACCGAAAGACGCCGUCUAUGCAAAAGUCUACGCCAACAAUAAGUGGACUUGGGCUCCAGGAACAGUUGUGGAAAGGAUCGGCCGAGUAAUGUAUAACGUUUGGAUUAACGACAGGAAGUUGAUCCGAUCUCACGUGAACCAGCUCAGAAGCCGAGGUACAACUACCCUUCGAACGAAUAAGAAGCAUAUUCUACCGCUGGAAAUUUUGCUGAGUGAGUGCAACUUAGUCAAGCCAUCAACGAUUUGCCAUCCAGCUCAGACAACACCCUCGCCGGAGUCCCUACGAGACCUACCAACUCGGGUGUCGUCUUCAGAAUCGCCAUCGUCAUCGAGUGAAGCAAGUUCGUCCUCUUCAACAACGACGUCAUCGGCUGGUUUCCAAUCAGCAGUCGAAUCAUCGCCAGCGAUCCUAGUCCCUCGUCGAUCUUCUCGCAUCAGAAGACCGCCGCAGCGGUUCAACGCCUAUCGGCGAUAUUAAGGGGAAGCUUCAUGGAAAACCUGGUAGAACCCGACUUUGGCGCACGUUUCGAUUUUUUAAAAAUUAAUGGAAAGUGAUAUAAAAAAUCUAAAAAAAUCAGUUUUUAGCUAAGAUCCUAAGGUUUAUGUUCGUAAAAAAAUAUUUGAUUUUACUCAAAAUUUGAAAAAGUUGGACUCUCGAGAACACCAAAACUUUUGGUAGGAAAACCGCUCCCAUGCCGCAAAUUUUUGUGUUUGCACAACGAUUUCUCCCGUAAAAAUAUGUUUUAUCAUAUAACUAUGUACGGUCAUUUUGCUCAGAAACUAAUAACGAGUCGAAUGGUAUAUAAAUAUCAGGGGGUUUCAUACAAAAAUCUACAUUGAGAGGCAUUUGUAUGAAAACAUUUCCAAAAUUAUUGUGCGCCACCGCGAUCGAACAGCAGCUAACGGUUUCUUGGCUGGCCUGCGGUGGGCACCCGUGCGGAUGAUGCAACGAAACAAAGCAGCAGAUUUGCCUCACUAACGUUGAUCCGGUAAAAUAGUUGGACACAAAUUGAUUUCAGAAAAAUAUGUAAUUGAUUGCAUGUUGGUUAAUGCACGUGCAGUACACGGAUGAUUUAGUAAUAGAAAUAAUGCAUCUAGACAAAUAAACAAUGGUUACUCAAAUAUAGUGUUUCAGGUAUGGUAAUCGUAUUUACAUAUAUUGCAGUACAAUAUUGAAAAAAAAUCAUUUUUAUUAUUGAGUAGCCUGAGAAAGGAAUGCGCGAUAUUUCUGAUGAAAAAAAAACGCGAUAUCUCGCGUAAUUCGUGAUUAGGGCCUAAAAGCCAUUGGUAACCAAGUGUGUAGCACGAUGCUACCGAGUAGAUGAAUGAAUAAACAAAAAUUUAAACGCCAGCUUGAUCAAGAGGAGACUGUCCUCUAUCUGCCAAUAGGUUAAAUUUUGAUGUUUACCUGCAAUUCUGCACAGAAACAACGAGCUACGCACAUGGUUACCGAUGGUUUUUAGGGCGAGAUCAUAAGUUACACAAGUUAUGAUGAUAAGUUCAGCUGAGGAUCAUUUUGGGGAAUAUAAAUAGGAUUGAAGAAAUCUCGCAGCGGUAAACGUGCGGUUAACCAAUAUUUAGAAGGACCAUGCUGAAAGUGCUGGAUUCGAUUUCCGAACGGUCCAGGAUCUUUGUUGUGAUUAUUUGUGAUUUUUUGUGAUUAUUUAGAAAUUCUAAUGAAUAUUUGAG